AUGGCAACACAUGUUUGAAAGUAAAGGCUUGACUCUUCUGAGUGCUUACUCCUAUGCUAGCUAGCUUCUCAUUUUGACCAAACAUUCCCCUUAUAUCUGUGUAGGUGGCGCAAUAUACAGAUGCCACCCAAAAAGAAAGGAUCAAGUAAAAAGCCUCCAAAGGCAAGGACUCCCACUCUUAUUGAUGGCCUUACUAAAGAUGAGAUGUCCAAGGAGCAGCUGGAAGAACACAUUGUGCGUCUUCGAGAGGAGCUGGAUAGAGAAAGGGAAGAGAGAAACUACUUCCAGCUCGAGAGGGACAAAAUCCACACGUUUUGGAAGAUCACAGAAAGACAACUUGAGGAGGUCAAGGCUGAACGGAAGAACUUUGAUAAGGACAUAGAAGAUGAUGAGGCGCACCACCAAGUGGAGAUCAAGGUAUAUAAGCAGAAGAUGAAGCACCUCCUGUGUGAACACCAGAACACAAUCUCUGAAUUGAGGGCAGAUGCUUUAGUCUUCACUCAGGUGAGGCAGAAAGAGCAACAACAACUCGAGACUCAGCUUCAUAAGGACAUGAGGGCCAUCAUGGUCGACCAGCAGGAACUCAAUGAUGAAAACCUGAUGCAGGAACUUGAACUGAAACAUGCUCAAGAAAUUACUGAUUUAACGGACAGCUUGAAGAAGCAACUCGCAGGAAUCCAAGCCAAGUUUUCGAAAGACAUGGAUUUACUGCCACUAGAGCUGGACAACAUUAAGAAACAAGAGACUGGUCAGAGAGAAGACCAUUGGAACAACCACAUUAACACUCUUAUAGAAGACAACAAAAAAUUCCUUUUGGAAGCUAAAGCACUCAUUGAUAGCAUGCCUGAGCAUUUGAAUUCGAGUGACAAGCAACCAGUAAACCAGAUCACCUAUAAACAAAAACUGAACCAAAAGCUUUUGGAUGGUCUUCUGCAAGAUAACAAUAGUCUCAAUGAGCAUCUAUCCAACGUCAAAGAGCAAAUCGCUGAAAAGGAAAGAAAAAUGAAAGGCUAUUCAACUAAAAAGGAUAUCCGUGAAAAGUUAAAAAAGAGUGAGCUGGAUGAUCUGAAACGGGAAUAUGGAAUAAUGGAACAGAAAUUCAGCAAGCUUCAGCUGGAAAGGGAUGAGCUAUGCAAGACAUUCACUGAGAAUGUUCAGAAGGUGCAGCAGAAAGUGGAUUUGAAGAGCUCGCUGUUGGAAUUGAAGCUGAAAAGCCUGACGGACAGCGUGGAGAAGACGCAGGCUCAGCUCUUCUAUGUGAUUUCUGCCUCUAACAUGGACCAAACUGCCCUUAAUGGGGUCACUCACAGAGUUGAGGAAUAUCUUGACUCCAGUAAUAAUUCCAUCAAGAAGUUACAGAAUAAAAGAGCUCAGAUUUCCCAGGCUCGUAAGGACUUGCUGCUGACCUACGAAUCAAAGCAAAGAGCUCUCGGUGUCCCGGUGGAAGAGCUCUUAUAAACCCUUUGAGAGCAGUCUUGGAUUUGCCCAACAAUGGGAAGUAAUAAACUCUAAAAGUU
Eleginops maclovinus (Patagonian blennie) is the source of this 1517-nucleotide messenger RNA. Its product is annotated as dynein regulatory complex subunit 4-like. Gene Ontology annotation, cellular component: motile cilium; Golgi apparatus; microtubule. The coding region runs from base 121 to 1458 and encodes 445 amino acids. Lineage: Eukaryota; Metazoa; Chordata; Actinopteri; Perciformes; Eleginopidae. Gene Ontology annotation, molecular function: microtubule binding; small GTPase binding. The record is from RefSeq and is a predicted model, not a curated record. The transcript has 11 exons. Gene Ontology annotation, biological process: flagellated sperm motility.